AUGUUUACUAACUUUCAGUAUGAUGGAUACGAUGGUUACGGUGGAGGAGGCUACCCUCCCGGCCCGCCUGGAGGAUACGGAGGAGGUGGAUUUGGAGGAGGUUUUGGGGGCCCGCCGGGUUUCGGAGGGCCAGGUUAUGACGUUGCGCAGAGUCCGCUUGAUGCUGAAGUUCAGGUUGUCAUAAGAGAGAUUCAUAACGAACUCGGCUUGUUCGAUGCAUCUGGAGAGUAUGGAGAACAGUUCAAAAAUGCUCGCCGUCUGUUAGCUGCUGAGUCUGAUAAACUGGAAAACAAUAUUGAUCCGGAAUGGUUGGAGGUUGACAUUCCGAAACCAAUCAAAGUCACAAAGAAAGUGCUUAUUCCCAAUUUCCGUCAUCCCAGAUUCAACUUUGUUGGAAAAAUCCUUGGACCCAAAGGGGCGUCAUUGCAAGCGAUGGCAAAGCAGCACAAGUGUCAUAUCUAUGUACUUGGACGCGGCUCUACAAAGGAUAGGAAUAAGGAACAAGAGCUCCUCAAUUCUGGAGAUCCACAGUACGCACACUAUGGUGGCCCACUGCAUGUCAAGGUAGAAACCAUUGCACCUGCCCAUAUUGCUUAUCAGAGGGUUGCUGGCGUGUUGGAAGAAUUAAACCGCAUUUUGCAGCCAAUUCGUGAAGAUACCACGCCUGGUCAUCUGAAAGAAGGUGAAAAUGGAACGGGAAACUCUGGGCCAACAGAGGGUGGUGACAGCAAAAAUGGCGAUGGUGGUGAAAAGCAGCAGAACCAGAACUCGUUUGGUGGAGGUGCAAAUCGUGGAGGUUUUACUGAUCGCGGGCGCGGUGGUGGCCGUGGGGGCCCUCGUGGAGGUUUUCGUGGACGCGGUGGACCAGGGGGAGCAGGCAGAGCAAGAGGGCGAGUUGAAUGA
Molecule: messenger RNA, 903 nt
Organism: Haemonchus placei
Lineage: Eukaryota; Metazoa; Nematoda; Chromadorea; Rhabditida; Trichostrongylidae
Source: the annotation of a GenBank genome assembly